Choloepus didactylus (southern two-toed sloth) is the source of this 933-nucleotide messenger RNA. Its product is annotated as putative olfactory receptor 10D4. NCBI's taxonomy places the organism in Eukaryota, Metazoa, Chordata, Mammalia, Pilosa, Megalonychidae. The coding region runs from base 1 to 933 and encodes 310 amino acids. Gene Ontology annotation, biological process: G protein-coupled receptor signaling pathway. Gene Ontology annotation, molecular function: olfactory receptor activity; G protein-coupled receptor activity. The record is from RefSeq and is a predicted model, not a curated record. The transcript has a single exon. Gene Ontology annotation, cellular component: membrane.
AUGGCAAUACAGAACCACACUUUGAUAACAGAGUUCAUCCUGUUGGGCAUCCCAAAAACACAGGGGCAAGAAACUAUGCUCUUUGCAGUUUUCUUGAUCUUUUACCUCUGCACUCUACUGGGAAAUCUGCUCAUCCUUUUAGCUGUAAUGUCCAAUUCCCACCUUUAUACCCCUAUGUAUUCCUUUCUUUGUAAACUUUCAGUGCUGGACAUUGGUUUCUCUUCUCUGAGCACCCCAAAGUUGUUAGCCAUUCUACUGGUGAGGAACCACAUUAUCUCACUGGGUGGUUUCCUGUCCCAGGUUUUCUUUUACCAUUUCCUGGGCAGCACUGAGUGCCUGCUCUAUACAGUGAUGGCCUAUGACCACUUUGCUGCCAUCUGCCACCCACCGCAUUACACCAUCAUCAUUAACCACAGGGUGUGUGCCUUCUUGGCUGCUGGCACCUGGUUUACUGGCUCCUUUCAUGCCACAAGUUUCACUGUAUUGACAUUCCAGCUGCCAUAUUGUGGAUCAAAUGUGGUGGACUGUUUCUUCUGUGACAUUUUCCCUGUGGUCAAAUUGGCCUGUGAUGACACCUUUAUCAUUGAGACUGUGAGCUUCACCAACAUUGGCAUUCUGCCCAUGACCUGCUUCCUCUUUAUCCUUGCAUCCUAUGUGCGCAUUGUCGUUGCAAUCCUCAAGAUGAACUCUGCUGAGGGGAGGCACAAGGCAGACUCUACCUGUGUCUCCCACCUCACAGUGGUCACACUGUUCUUUGGACCCUGUGCCCUGAUCUACACCCAGCCAUCAUUGAGCAAGGUCUUGGUCACCCCGGUGCAGAUCUUUGGCAAUGUAUUCACCCCCGUGCUGAACCCCACAAUCUACACUCUGAGAAACAAAGGUGUUAAAGGAGCUCUGAAGAAACUUGUGGGAGGCCAGAUUACUUCAGAAUGA